AUGUCGACGAGGCAGAUCAUCGCUGACCCAGCCGAUGGCGCUCGAUUAGACGGUGGUGGUCUCGGUCUUAGAUUGCGGAGCUCUUUCAUGCUCAGCGCGGUUUCCAUCGGCAUUCGUCCAGGAAUAGCGGUCGUCUUCACUAGUCGUGGAAAAAGUUUUGCAAGAUUGAUCCUGUCAACUUGGCGAUUUCUUCCUGUUUCGGGGUGGUUUUCUGGAUGGGAAGAAAUUGAAGUUAUCGCGAAGGAUGGAAAGUGGAAGCUUCUCGCAGAUCAUGGUGUGGAAAGACUAAGGGAUGUCCAACCACAAUUAAUUAAACUACUGCCUUCAUCAUGUUUCCGUUCGACAAUGUCAAGGAUUACAACCAUCAAAGCUGCAGGUCCUCAGACCCGACUGGAGCCGCACCUGGACGUUGGCGAUGCUUACAACUUCCAAAACCAUGUUACCGGCAGAAGUCAGUUGGCUUGGAUCAAGGGCAAGUGUCGAACACAGGAAAGCGUUAGGCUGAACCAACAGCUCGGCCCCGACGUGUCCACCGCUGUGUUCCUCGCAGUUGUCGAAGGCCAUGAAAAGUUUUUAUCAGCCAAGACAUUAGCCACUCGCCCAGGCGACCGAUACGCUCUUUGA
Neurospora tetrasperma FGSC 2508 is the source of this 624-nucleotide messenger RNA. RefSeq lists its product as uncharacterized. NCBI's taxonomy places the organism in Eukaryota, Fungi, Ascomycota, Sordariomycetes, Sordariales, Sordariaceae. The record is from RefSeq and is a predicted model, not a curated record. The transcript has 6 exons. Bases 1 to 624 code for a protein of 207 amino acids.